Molecule: messenger RNA, 903 nt
Organism: Oncorhynchus kisutch (coho salmon)
Lineage: Eukaryota; Metazoa; Chordata; Actinopteri; Salmoniformes; Salmonidae
Product: cGMP-dependent 3',5'-cyclic phosphodiesterase-like
Exons: 5
Coding region: 607-864 (85 amino acids)
Source: RefSeq, a predicted model, not a curated record
ACCACCUGAUGGAUCUCAGGGCCUUUGGAAAGGGCUACCGGGAAGUUUACAGACUGACUGGCACAAUAAAUCACUCUGACUGUCUGAAAUCAGAAGGAUAAUCGAGAGACCAGUGGUAAAACUACCGGAGCUGAUUGGCGGCAGGCAACACACGCUCUCCCUGUAAUGUUGCCGCCGCGAGCGCUCUGUUCCAGUUAUCUGCCCUUGCUCUAGACCACACAGCUGCUGUACUUACCGAAGCAUCACCAAUCCCCAAGUGCUGACUGCGCAGGGGAGGAGAGGCCAGAGAGAGAGAGAGAUAAGAGCAUCCAUCCAUCCUCUCGUCCCUUUAUCAACGGUAACACCCCAUUCCCUCGGUCCUCCUGACACUCCCUUCUCACAUCGCUUAAGGCUCUGCAAGGCUCGAGGAAGGCAGCUAGCGUUUUCGGUGUGUGUAGCAGCUACCAGGAGGCGCAAGGCAGAAUGCGCGAUGGGGCAAGCGUGUGGACACGCGCUCCUCUGCCGUAGCCAGCAGCACCAGUCCGCUGCUUCCGAUAUACGCGGUCAACAAGUAUUCCUGAGGCCAGACGAGACCGCAGCUCUAACCCUGACUGACCGACUACAGUGAUGAUGCGUGCGGUUUGCCGGGCGGAGGGCAGCGCUAGGCAGCGGCUGAGGGAGGAGGAUGCUUUACUGCGGCUGGCAGCAGUUGUUGACGUGCGCUCACUCCGAGAUGCUCUCAGAGAGACCGCACAGGGGCUACUGCCCAGCGUGGAGUGUGUUUGUGUGUACGUGCUGGAGAGAGACUCGAGGCUGCAGUGUGACGACCCAAGCCAUGAGCUGCCAAAGGAGGGGAAGAUCAGGUAUGAAACCCUCUGUGUGUGAGUCCCUGGGCUCUUGAGUGGCACUGCAUCUCAGUGCUAG